UCAGCUAUCUUGAUUCUUGAUAAUACUCAUUCAUAUUCAUAAGCUAGAUUAUUCUCGAGCAAUUACUCUUAUUUAUUGCUGGUGUUGUGUAUAUUCUGUAGCUACAUAUAUAUAUAUAUAUAUAUAUAUAUAUAUAUAUUUGCUGUAGGAAGGCCAAAAAGUGGAUCGAGAUAAUGGGAAGAGGCCCCUUCCAUUCGAUGAACAGGAAGAGACAGAGGAGCAACAUAUUUUCCCUGUCUACUCAGCUCGAUCUCAACAUGAUAUGAAUGCUAUUAUUUCUGCCCUAUCUCAAGUUAUUGCUAAUACUUCCCAAACUGCUCCACUUCACCUCAAUACAAAUCCCUUACCAACCACACAGUCAAACACCCAACAAAAUGAGCAACCACAAUCAGUUCAAGAUCAAGGAAAUGUAAGGAGGAGACACUAUAGGGGAGUGAGACAAAGACCAUGGGGAAAAUGGGCAGCAGAGAUCAGAGACCCUAACAAGGCUGCGAGAGUAUGGCUGGGCACCUUCGAUACUGCUGAAGCCGCAGCACUUGCUUAUGACGAAGCAGCCCUUAGGUUUAAAGGAAGCAAAGCUAAACUGAACUUCCCCGAAAGAGUUCAAGGCCGAUCCGAAUUAGGUUACUUAACUAAUAAUCGCGGGCAACUUAAUGCCCCCCGACUCAAUAUCAAUGCUCCUCCUCCUCCGCCGCGCCCUUCACUAUUAUCUCAGCAACAAGCAGCAGCAGCUUCGUCAAAUCAGUUUCAGUAUCCAGAUUUUCUCCCGGGUGGCUCGAGUUAUGGAUUCAACAAUUAUGCUACGGCCCCUUCAAGUAGUUUUUACGGUAGAGAUCAGUUAUCUUCAUCUUCAUCGUCGUCGUCAUCAGUACCUUCUCAAGAACAGCAAGAAGACGAAUUCGUAAGAUAUUCAAUGCAGUUUGGAAAUCCUUACGCUCGUUUCACUCCUCCGCCUCCUUAAACUAUACAUGGUUGAGCUAGCUAUUAUAGCUUGUAUAAUUUUGUUUUGGUCAUUUGCUUGUUUUUUUGUUUCUCAUAUGUUUGCUUUUGAGUUUUUGCAUUAAUUACUACGUUCUUUAUUAUCGA
Mercurialis annua (annual mercury) is the source of this 1086-nucleotide messenger RNA. RefSeq names its product ethylene-responsive transcription factor ERF113. The record is from RefSeq and is a predicted model, not a curated record. The transcript has 2 exons. NCBI's taxonomy places the organism in Eukaryota, Viridiplantae, Streptophyta, Magnoliopsida, Malpighiales, Euphorbiaceae. The coding region runs from base 263 to 961 and encodes 232 amino acids. Gene Ontology annotation, biological process: ethylene-activated signaling pathway; regulation of DNA-templated transcription. Gene Ontology annotation, molecular function: DNA binding; DNA-binding transcription factor activity.